This is a messenger RNA of Epinephelus fuscoguttatus (brown-marbled grouper), 4619 nucleotides long. RefSeq names its product angiotensin I converting enzyme (peptidyl-dipeptidase A) 1 (gene ace). The transcript has 25 exons. The coding region runs from base 426 to 4277 and encodes 1283 amino acids. NCBI's taxonomy places the organism in Eukaryota, Metazoa, Chordata, Actinopteri, Perciformes, Serranidae. Gene Ontology annotation, biological process: proteolysis. Gene Ontology annotation, molecular function: metallopeptidase activity; peptidyl-dipeptidase activity. The record is from RefSeq and is a predicted model, not a curated record. Gene Ontology annotation, cellular component: plasma membrane.
GGUGUGUCAUAUCUUAUCUCUCAUCUUGUACUGUUAUAGAAACUUGGAUGUGAUCAAAGAUACUGCCAACCAUCCAAAUCCUGGCGGGUAAUCAGAAAAAGAAGGGAGGGAGGAAAGGUAGUGGUAAGGAAGGGAACUGGAGGGAAAAUGUGUCCAGUGCUGUAAAGUAGUGAGAGGGAAGGCUGCAGAGAAGUGUGGGCUGGGUUACACUGACACUUAAAAAGAAGCUCUCUUUGGCUUCUGUGCAUUUCACCAGCAGCCAGGCUGGGAGGCUGAGAAGGGAGCAGUGAAGAAGUGGAUGAGACAACAGCUCCAGGGGGAAGGUGUACUCUCACUUCACUGGAGCAAGAGUAUUUUUAGCUCUUCCUUUCAACUCUAUCACUUUACACUUUUCUCCACCACUCUUACUUUGGUGGAGGUUAGCCAUGGGCACUGGCGUGGACAGGUUUCUGUGGUCAGUGCUGCUGCUGCUGCCGGUCUUGGGACUCUCUGGGGCUCUGCCAGGAAGCUGGAUGCCAGGGGAAUAUCUGAACACCACAGGAGAUGCACAAAGGUUCAUCAGCGACUACAACGACACUGCUGAGGAGGUGUUGUUCCACAGCGUCUCCGCCAGCUGGAACUACAACACCAACAUCACGGAUCACAACUCCCAGCUUCAGGUCAAUGCAUCCCUUGUAGAGCAGGCCUUCUCCUCAGCAUGGGGGUUAAAGGCCAAGCAGGUCUUCUCUGGUAAUCUUGCCGCAACACUCCCCGACCCUGACGAACGGAAACUGAUGGAAAAGAUCAUGUUACUGGGAGCUGCCAACCUGCCGGAGAAAGAACGAGAGGAGUACAACACAAUUCUCAGCACCAUGGACAAUAUUUAUUCAACAGCCAAGGUGCAUCCAUCACCAAAUGUGAGCUGGAGCCUGGAACCUGAGCUCACAGAUAUCAUGGCCAACUCCAGGAGCUACAAGAGGCUGCUGUACGUGUGGGAGGGCUGGCACAAUGCAUCAGGCAAACCUCUCAGGGACUACUACCCCAAGUUUGUGGAGCUCAGUAACAAAGCCUCCCGAGCUGAUGGGUUUGAUGACACUGGAGCUGACUGGCGUUCUUGGUAUGAGACUGAGAACUUUGAGCAGGUUAUAGAGGACCUUUACAGGACCAUUGAACCCCUCUACAAGCACCUGCAUGCCUUUGUACGCCGCCAGCUCUACAAACAGUACGGUCCCAAGUACAUCAACCUUAAAGGACCCAUCCCUGCCCACCUGCUAGGAAACAUGUGGGCUCAGACCUGGAACAAUAUUUAUGGUAUGAUGAUCCCAUUUCCUAACAAGCCCAACUUGGAUGUAACUCAUGAAAUGGUCAAACAAGGCUAUAAUGCUACGCACAUGUUUCGUGUAGCCGAGGAGUUCUUCACAUCUCUGGGUCUAGAGAAGAUGCCUGAUGAGUUCUGGAAAGGAUCCAUGCUGGUGAAGCCUGAAAAUCGAGAGGUGGUGUGCCAUGCAUCUGCUUGGGACUUUUACAACCGCAAAGACUUCAGGAUCAAGCAGUGUACCACAGUAACGAUGGAGCAGCUCUUUACUGUACACCAUGAGAUGGGGCACGUCCAGUAUUACCUGCAGUACAAGGACCAGCCUGUGGGCUAUCGUCGCGGAGCCAACCCCGGUUUUCACGAGGCUAUCGGCGAUGUUUUGUCUCUCUCUGUUUCCACACCGAAACAUCUGCAUACCAUUAAACUGCUGGAUACUGUUACUUCUGACUAUGAAACUGAUAUAAACUACCUGUUAAAGAUGGCUCUGGAGAAGAUAGCCUUCCUUCCUUUUGGCUACCUCAUCGACCAGUGGAGAUGGGGUGUGUUCAGUGGAAACACACCUCCAGAGCGUUACAACGCUGACUGGUGGCACCUCAGGACAAAAUAUCAAGGCAUCUGCCCACCUACCAGGCGUACAGAGGAUUACUUUGAUCCUGGGGCAAAAUACCACAUCCCUGGAAACACGCCAUACAUCAGGUAUUUUGUCAGUUUCAUCCUGCAGUUCCAGCUUCAUGAAAAACUCUGUGUGGCAGCCAAACAAAUGGGUCCCUUGCACACAUGCGAUAUCUACAGGUCCAAAGAAGCAGGGGCCAUUUUAAAGAAAAUUCUAGAGGUUGGCUCUUCCAAACCUUGGCCAGAUGUGCUCCAGGAGGCUAUAGGGAUCAACAGGUUGGAUGCCAGCUCACUGAUGAGAUACUUUGAUCCCAUUAUUAAGUGGCUGGGAGAGCAAAAUGAAGGAGAGACACUGGGAUGGCCUGACUUCGACUGGGUCCCACCCAUCCCUGAGGGCUACCCUGAGGAUAUUGACAAGAACACAGAUGAGCUCGAUGCAAAGAAAUUUCUAGAGGAGUACAACAGCACAGCCGAGGUAGUGUGGAACGCCUACACUGAGGCCUCCUGGAAGUACAACACCGACAUCAACGAAGCCAACAAGCAGGCGAUGCUUGAGAAGAACCUGAAGAUGUCAGCCCACACCCUGAAGUAUGGACAGAAGGCCCGUCAAUACGACACCACUGACUUCCAGGACAGUUCGGUCAAACGUAUCAUCAAAAAACUCAGCGACAUUGAGAGGGCUGCGCUGCCCACGGCACAACUGGAAGAGUACAACACUCUCCUAUCCAACAUGGAGACCAAGUACAGUGUGGCUGAGGUGUGCAGAGAAAAUGGGCAGUGCCAUCCGCUGGAUCCAGAUCUCCAGAAGAUUAUGGCAGAGUCCAGGGAUUAUGACGAACUGUUGUUUGCCUGGAAAGGAUGGAGAGAUGCUGCUGGCAAAGUGCUUCGCUCUGAUUACAAGAGAUAUGUUGAACUGGCCAACACAGCUGCCAGACUCAAUGGUCACUCUGACAAUGGGGCUUUCUGGCGCUCCCUGUAUGAAACCCCUACCUUUGAGCAAGACCUGGAGACUCUGUGGAAGGAGCUAGAGCCACUCUACUUGAAUGUGCAUGCCUAUGUGCGCAGGGCUCUGUAUAAAAAGUAUGGCUCCAAGUACAUCAACCUGAAGGGACCCAUUCCUGCUCAUUUGCUGGGCAACAUGUGGGCACAAACAUGGUCCGGCAUUAUGGAUUUGGUCAUUCCCUACCCGCACGCUACGCAGGUUGAUGCCACUCCUGCUAUGGUGGCACAGGGCUGGAACCCCAUCAAAAUGUUCCAGGAAUCAGACAAAUUCUUCACAUCUCUGGGUCUGCUGCCAAUGCCACAAGAGUUCUGGGACAAGUCCAUGCUGGAGAAGCCGUCUGAUGGACGCCAGGUGGUGUGCCAUGCCUCUGCGUGGGACUUCUAUAACCGAAAAGACUUCAGGAUCAAACAGUGCACUGUUGUGACCAUGGAUGACCUGAUCACAGUGCACCAUGAGAUGGGCCACGUCCAGUACUUCCUUCAGUACAAAGACCAACCUGUGUCCUUCCGCGAUGGAGCCAACCCCGGCUUCCACGAGGCCAUCGGCGAUGUGCUAGCCCUGUCCGUGUCCACGCCCAAACAUCUGCAGAGCAUCGGCCUCCUGGACAAAGUUGAAAACAACUUCGAGAGUGAGAUCAACUUCUUGAUGAGCAUGGCGCUUGACAAGAUUGCCUUCCUACCUUUUGGCUACCUGAUGGAUCAGUGGAGGUGGAAGGUGUUUGACGGUCGCAUCCCAUCAUCUGAGUACAAUAAAGAGUGGUGGAACCUCAGAAUGAAGUACCAGGGACUGUGUCCACCAGUAACCCGUACUGAGGACGACUUCGACCCAGGUGCAAAGUUCCACAUCCCUGCUAACGUGCCAUACGUAAGGUACUUCGUCAGCUUCGUCAUCCAGUUUCAGUUCCACAAGGCUCUGUGUAAUGCUGCCAACCAUACGGGAAAUCUACAUUCCUGCGAUAUCUACAAGUCUAAAGAAGCUGGGAAGCUGCUGGGUGAUGUGAUGAAGCUGGGCUUCAGUAAGCCCUGGCCCGAGGCUAUGACCAUGAUCACCGGUGAGCCCAAGAUGAGUGCCCAGCCUCUCAUGGAGUAUUUCAAACCUCUCAUUGAAUGGCUGGAGAAAGAGAACAACAAGAACAACGAUGUUCGCGGGUGGCCAGAGUACGACUGGAAACCUUCAAGUGAAGUUAAGUCCAAAGUGGACUUCCUGGGUAUGAAUGUGGAAGGCGGGGCUGCCAUAGCUGGCCAGUGGAUCCUGUUGGUGAUUGGUUUGGUCCUCCUGUUAGCUACCAUCCUAUUGGCCUACAAGUACAGGAAAUCAAAAAAGUCUGAAAAGUCCCAAUCUACAAUGGAGCUCAAACAAAAGGACUAGUCAUCACUGGUGGCUAACUGUCACGAGCACAGUACCAACCUCAAUGUGAACAUCAGUGUUUUUGUGUACUGUACAGUACAUCUGAUCAAAUUUGCUUUUCUUUUUGGUCUGCCUCCUUAUCUAGUCUUGUAUAUUUAUUGUAUACAAUUGAAGUCAAAUUAUUUUUUGCCUAUGCAAAAGAACAUUACAGUUUUGUAAUUUAUUCGCAAUAUUUGAAUGUUUAGAGAAGAAAUGAUUUAAUGAAUGUUUGUAAAGUCAUUAAUUGCAUUUUUGAAUAUCUGAUUUUGUUUCUUUCUUUUGUUGAAUCCUCUGCAUUUCUACAAUAAAGACAUUAAAUAUUUA